Molecule: messenger RNA, 792 nt
Organism: Naegleria gruberi
Lineage: Eukaryota; Heterolobosea; Eutetramitea; Acrasida; Naegleriidae
Exons: 1
Coding region: 10-771 (253 amino acids)
Source: RefSeq, a predicted model, not a curated record
AACAAUAAAAUGUCUCAAAACGAAGAAACUCCACUCGUAACCUUUGAUCAACUCUCCGAUGAACAAAUUGAAACAUGUGUAAAGAAGGCUCUGAUGAAGGCUCUACCACAAUUGAUAGAGGAUGAGGACAUUCUGGAACAUUUACUAGGUGAAUUAUUACAAGAUAAUUUAAAUGUACUUUUACAAAGUGGUGCUGUUGAUGAAACAUUGCCAACUAAAGGUGAAAACAAGGCUUCUAAUCAUACAUUGGCAUUCUCUGCCAUUUCUAAUACUAAAGGUGAAAAGAAACAAAAGAGUUUAACACUAAUUACAAACAUCUUGUCGGAACAUUUGAUAAAUUAUGAUUUGGCUCUAGAUGAUGAAAAGGAAGUUCAAUCAAUUUGUAAUGAAAUUCAAGAACAUUUACAAAAUUUGAGAUUAUGUAAAUAUGAAGAUUAUGGUAUUGUAAUUGAUUCUGACGAUGAUGAUGGUGCCUAUGUUGAGGAUGGUUGUUGUGUAAUGUGUGAAAGAGAAAUGAAAUUGACAAGACAUCACUUGAUUCCAAGAUGGACACAUAGAAAAUUCCUCAAAAGAGGUCAAUAUUCUAAGGAACAUUUAAAUAAGGUUAUUCUUAUUUGUAGACCAUGUCACGAUGCUGUACAUACAUUCAUAACGUUGGACGAAAUGGCUGAAAAGUAUCACUCAUUGGAAACAAUUAUGGAACAUCCAAAGGUUCAAGGCUGGAUUCCAUAUAUUUCACGAGUGAGAACAACAAAGAGAUUUAGAUUCUAAAUAAAUCAAUAGUUCAUUAAU